AUGGCGGAGCAGCUCCUCGACCAGGUCAGAGAUGUGGUUGAUGGCCAGAUUGACUUCGAGGGUCAGAAACUAGCCGAAGUGCUGGCAACAGGCCUCCUCGCAGCUGUCGGAGCAGUCUCCUUCCUCGUCGGCUUCUUCCUCCAAGACAUCGUGCUAGCCCUUAGGAUCGGCCUCGCCGGCACAGCACUUACCUUCCUCGUCGUCGUUCCUCCGUGGCCCUUCUUCAAGAGAAACCCAGUACAAUGGCUCCCCGUAGGCGGAGGUGAAUCAGCGACCACAACUACACAACAGAACUUAGUCAUCGAUGAGAAGCUGCUCGAAAAGCGAUGA
Messenger RNA from Anthostomella pinea, 330 nucleotides. The record is from the annotation of a GenBank genome assembly. NCBI's taxonomy places the organism in Eukaryota, Fungi, Ascomycota, Sordariomycetes, Xylariales, Xylariaceae.